Molecule: messenger RNA, 1878 nt
Organism: Coffea eugenioides
Lineage: Eukaryota; Viridiplantae; Streptophyta; Magnoliopsida; Gentianales; Rubiaceae
Exons: 7
Coding region: 1-1878 (625 amino acids)
Source: RefSeq, a predicted model, not a curated record
AUGGAGAAGUUGUAUCUAAUGACGAUAAUUGUGAGGAGAUGCGUUGAUCAAGGUGACUGCUUGGAGAAUGACUCGGCCGAGGAAGAGUGCUCUCCUACUCAAGAGGAAAUUGGUUGCUUGGUGGCACGACGAGUGCUAACCGCCCGAGUUAAGGAGGAUGAGCAGUUACAAAGGGAAAACUUAUUUUACACUCGAUGUAAGGUAAGUGACAAGGUGUGCAGUCUCAUCAUUGAUGGUGGAAGUUGUACCAAUGUAGCAAGUCUGCUAAUGGUGGAGAGCAUGGGGCUUCCUACUACUAGAAAUCGACUACAAUGGCUAAGUGAAGAUGGAGAAGUGCGUGUCUACAAACAGGAAUUCGAGAACGUGUUCCCUGAUGAGGUCCCUGAUGGCUUACCACCCAUCCGAGGGAUCGAGCACCAAAUCGACCUCAUUCCUAGAGCACUGUUACCCAACAAAUCCACCUACCGCAUGGGUCCGGAGGAGACUAAGGAACUACAAAGGCAAGUUGAUGGCCUACUAGGCUAUGUUGUGAGUUCACAGGGUAUCAAAGUAGACGAAUCCAAAAUUGAGGCCAUCAAGCAAUGGCUAACGCCCAAGUCCGUCGCAGAUGUGCGAAGCUUUCAUGGGCUAGCUGGGUUCUACCGGCAUUUUGUCAAGGAUUUCAGUACCAUUGUUGAACCAUUGACCGCCGUGACCAAGAAAAGGAUUGGAGCUGUACUCAUGCAAGACAAGAGCCCUUGUGCCUACUUUAGCGAGAAGCUCGGAGGUGCCGCAUUGAACUACCCCACGUAUGACAAGGAGUUGUACGCACUAGUGAGAGCCUUGGAGACAUGGCAACAUUACCUCCGCCCAAGAGAAUUCAUGAUACAUACUGACCAUGAAUCCUUGAAGUUCCUCAAGGGACAACUGAAAUUGAGUAAACGGCAUGCCAAGUGGAGCCCGCAUGGAAAAUACUUUUUGCAUGAUGGAUUUCUGUUCUAUAUGGACAAGUUAUAUGUGCCUAAUUCUUCCAUUCGUGAUCUAUUGGUUAGAGAGGCACAUAGUGGUGGUCUCAUGGGACAUUUUGGCAUUGUUAAGACUUUAGCAAUGUUGCAAGAGCACUUUUAUUGGCCAUACAUGCGAAGGGAUGUUGAACGCAUGACUUGUCUAGGUCUCAAAGAUGGCUCAUUUCAUUCCUGCCGUAAAACUGAUGAUGCAUCUCAUAUUGCUAACCUGUUCUUCAAAGAAAUUCUGCGUUUACAUGGUAUGCCUCAAACAAUUAUUAGUGAUAAAGAUGUGAAGUUUUUGAGUUACUUUUGGAAGACUCUGUGGUUACAUGAAGCCGUUCGAGUCAACAUUGAGAAGUGUACUCAGCAAUACAUCCAGCAAGCUAACAAGCAUCAUUGCAAGAUGAUUUUUGAACCUGGAGAUUGGGUCUGGCUUCACCUAAGGAAAGAAAGGUUCUCGAAGCAACGCGAAAGCAAGUUGUCUCCAAGGGGUGAUGGACCUUUCCGAGUGUUUCAACAUGUCAACGACAAUGCAUACAAGCUGGAGCUACCUGGGGACUACAAUGUUAGUGCAACUUUCAAUGUAGCAAACUUGAACCCAUUCCUUGACGAGGAUGAUCCAGAUUUAAGGACAAAUCCUUCUCAAGUGGAGGGGACUGAUGUGAGCAUGGAUGAGUCAAGUCCGAUUGAUGAUCACGUGAGAGUUCCAUUGGACCCAGUUACACAUGCACGGGCCAAGCGUUUCAAAGAAUCUCUACAAGUCCUCGUUCAAAGUGUUCAAGAUCAACAAGGGGUCCAUAGGAACAUUGAAGGCUUGGAUGUGGCUAAUCGAGUUGUCUACAUAUUGAUCCAAGCCCAUGAGAUGCCAAGUGAUGGCCACGCAUGUGGUUAA